This is a messenger RNA of Mercenaria mercenaria, 802 nucleotides long. RefSeq lists its product as uncharacterized. Gene Ontology annotation, molecular function: calcium ion binding. The transcript is spliced from 6 exons. The record is from RefSeq and is a predicted model, not a curated record. Gene Ontology annotation, biological process: cell-matrix adhesion. NCBI's taxonomy places the organism in Eukaryota, Metazoa, Mollusca, Bivalvia, Venerida, Veneridae. Gene Ontology annotation, cellular component: extracellular region; lysosome. Bases 146 to 802 code for a protein of 218 amino acids.
UCCAAUUCGGCCAGAUGUCAGCUGGACCUCAUGUAAUAUAACGCAAUAAAGGGAUGACACAAUCUUAUUAGAUGUCUAAAAUCUUGUAUAUUAAACAGAACACAUCAGUGUGAAACAAAUAGUCUUAGUUGAACUUUGAACGAAAAUGUCCCUGGCUUUGAAAUUAACGUGUUUGUGUAUUUUUGUCGGGAUAGUUCACGCAUUGGAGAAGCCAUGCUGCAUCAGCAACAAAUGGUUUGGUAAAAUAAAGACGACAACAGCAUCGUUAAGAAACGGAAGCACAAUUCCAACAGUUACAGACAAUAGAGUUAUGAUAGACCAUGACUUUGAUAUGAAAAUGGAACGGAUCUAUGGCAGUAUUCAUUCUGACGGCCCCACUGGAAUGAUGGCAUCAAACUAUACAGUUUACAACGACUAUAUGAAUGGUAAAAGGUAUGUUUUGAAUGAUGUGGGAAAUUAUUGCAACGUUACAAUGCUGGAAGCUGGAGCAGAAAUAAGCAAGACCUGUGUACCAAGUACUCUGCAGUGGGCAGCAAGGUACACGUAUGGAUCCGGUUCUGAGGCUUUACAUGUAAAUUCCUGGGAGGGAAUGUAUGAAAACUUUUACUACAGCAUUCAAACUGCAGUCAACGAUUGUACACCUGUAUCUUUGACCCGAACGGGAAUGAAUCCAGAUGGUGAAAGAAUAGUAGAAACUGUACUGUAUGUCGACAUUGUCCAGGAUCGACUUAGCGGUAAUGUAUCAGAUGUGUUUAGACUACCAGACGCUUGCAUGACGGUUGGAGUACCUAUCGGAAAGUAA